AUCUUUACUUUGUCUUGUCUCGAGGUCUCGCUGCUCGUUCUGUGUUCUGACGUUCGGCUUUGUCAGAUAAUUUUAUUUUAAACGUUUGGGAAUGACUGGAGUAGAAAAAUCGAAAAAAUCUCUCUUCCGUUCUUUUCAAACCAAAGCAACAGCUGUGUUCCACGGUGUUGCUGAAUUAGUGACAGAUGCUGUUCCAAGUAGAGCUCGGACAUCGAUCGACAAUGGAAGAAUAUCAACUUCCGAUCAAGAAGCAGACAUUGAUGCCGUGAAACGACUUGAUGAAGAUCAGUCCAAUCUCAAACAGAAUGCUGAACCCAUUCAUAAGAAAUCUUCAAAGAAAAAGAAAAACAAUAAAUCAAAUAAAACUCCGGAGUUCAGUUAUACAGCUAACCAGAAUGUGACGAAUAUAUCCUAUUCCAAUAAUGUUCACAUAGGACCUUCUCUCAAGCAAGAAUUUAAAACUUGUGAUCACACAAACGUGAAAAAGAAUGACGAGAACGAACAAGACUAUCGUCCGCCUGUAGUCCUCACUGAUCAGAUACGAACUCUGUUCGCUGACAAUACACCAUGCACGAAGGACCACAUUCUGCAUUUGGAGUCGCAUAUUGGUAAAAACUGGAAAAGUCUUGGACUCAGCCUGAAGUUCAGUCCAGGUCAGCUGGAUCAACUCCAAACAAACUAUAAAUAAGAUUCAGAUGC
Messenger RNA from Nilaparvata lugens (brown planthopper), 699 nucleotides. RefSeq lists its product as uncharacterized. NCBI's taxonomy places the organism in Eukaryota, Metazoa, Arthropoda, Insecta, Hemiptera, Delphacidae. The record is from RefSeq and is a predicted model, not a curated record. The transcript is spliced from 5 exons. Bases 92 to 688 code for a protein of 198 amino acids.